Molecule: messenger RNA, 2238 nt
Organism: Zophobas morio
Lineage: Eukaryota; Metazoa; Arthropoda; Insecta; Coleoptera; Tenebrionidae
Product: ubiquitin-like modifier-activating enzyme ATG7
Exons: 10
Coding region: 53-2098 (681 amino acids)
Biological process (GO): protein modification by small protein conjugation; autophagy of mitochondrion; cellular response to nitrogen starvation
Cellular component (GO): phagophore assembly site; cytoplasm
Molecular function (GO): Atg12 activating enzyme activity; Atg8 activating enzyme activity
Source: RefSeq, a predicted model, not a curated record
UUAUGUACUGUCAAUCACCUGUCAAUUCCACUCGUUCAAUAAACCUGUAGUUAUGACUUCAGAAAAACCUCUUUUGCAAUUCGUACCUCUUUCGUCUUUUGUCCAGCCCAGUUUUUGGAACAAAUUAUCCGAGCUGAAAAUCAAUGUUGACAAACUCAACGAUAAAGAACGUGAGAUUUGUGGCUUCUUCUCCAACAUACCUACGACUUGGACUACACAUAUUGUAGAAGUGGACAGCACCUCAUUUAAUUCAACUUUCAAUAGUCAAAAUAAUAACAUUCCAUUUCAUGGCAAAAUCUUCAACAAGAACACCAUCGAACAGUUUAAAGACUGCGAUAAAACAAAAUUAAUCAAUGCAGAAGGUAGACAAUUUUUGGACGAUCUGAAAAGCGGGAAGGUUUUGGAAACGCCUUCAAAGCUUAAUUUCUUUUUUGUGCUGUCAUUUAGUGAUCUCAAAAAAUACCACUUCUACUACUGGUUUGCCUUUCCAGUACCUUACAAUUUGCAAGUAAAAGUAGAUGAGAUUUCACCAAUUUCUAGCCACUUUUCUGAAGCACAGAUUGCAGCUUUGGGUGAGGAGUAUCUAAGACUUGAUCCUCAUCAGAAGGCGUAUUUUUUGGUUCAAGAUAGCAAAAUUGACACACUUCAGUCAAAAUUGGGCGAUGUUGGUGUGUCAAAUUAUACUGAAUAUUUGUUUGCGUUUGCUGACUUUGUUAAUGAAGGAAAACACCCUAAAUCUCAACUAAAAAAUUACAUAAUUUUGUUGUUGCAUUACUGUCCCUUCUUGAGUGGCAAAAGUGUCAAUUUUCUGUUGUUAUUCUUAAACCGCAAAUUAUCUUGCACUGAAAGCUUAAUCUACAAAUUAACUUUACCUGAAUGCACCUCCAUCGAAGACAUUAUUUAUGGAGGUGGCGAAAACGCAUGGGCUGGAUGGGAAAAAAACGAGAAAAACAAAUUCGGGCCUAGAAUGUCUAACAUGAAAGCAACCAUGGAUCCAGAAAUACUAUUUGAAGAAAGCGUCGAUUUGAACCUGAAACUAAUGAAGUGGCGCCUACUCCCUGAAAUAGAUUUAAACAAAAUUAGAAACGCUAAAUGUCUUUUACUAGGAGCUGGAACUUUGGGUUGUUCUGUAGCAAGAAAUCUACUAGGCUGGGGCGUUAGACAUAUUACUUUUGUUGAUAAUUCUACAGUAUCAUACUCAAAUCCAGUCAGGCAACACCUAUUCAAUUAUGAAGACGCUAUUAGUAAUAAACCAAAAGCUCAAGCCGCUGCUGAUAAUUUGCGAAAAAUUUUUCCAGCAGUUAACGCUCAAGCACACCAGUUUACUAUACCAAUGCCGGGGCACAACGUAGGCGACAACACCCUUGAAAGUGUAAAACAAACUGUGGAGGACUUGAAAAAUCUCAUUCAAGAACAUGAACUCAUUUUUCUCUUGACUGAUUCAAGGGAGAGUCGGUGGCUGCCUACACUUUUAGGGGUUUUCUAUAAUAAAAUUGUAAUUAAUGUGGCUUUAGGCUUUGAUACUUAUUUAAUUAUGAGAUAUGGGCGCAAAGAUGGUGAGAUUGUGGAAGAAGGGGAGAGUUCUGCAAGUUGUAAAAUUCCAGGUGCUGAGCUUGGGUGCUAUUUUUGCAAUGACGUCACAGCACCAGGAAAUUCACUGAAAGAUAGAACUCUUGAUCAACAAUGUACAGUAACCAGACCUGGCGUAUCAUCUGUAGCUGGAGCUUUAGCAGUAGAGUUAGCUAUCUCAGUGCUACAACACGAAGAGGGUAUUAACGCCCCUGCUUUCUACAAAACCGGGGUUCACUCUGAGUUAAACCCUGAGGAACAUGCAGGGAUUUUGGGGAUUGUACCCCACUCAAUUCGAGGCUUCUUAUCAAGUUUCAUGCACGUCUUACCUGCUACGCCAAAGUACCAACAAUGUAUUGCUUGCUCCAGUAUUGUGGUUGAAGAGUACAAAACCAAAGGAUUUGAAUUUCUUCUAGAAACAUUUAAUAGUUCAUCGUACUUAGAAAAUCUGACUGGACUUACCGCACUGUUUGAUGAUGCAAACUACAUAGACGUGUUAGAAAUCAGCGACAACGAGUUUGAGAAUUAAUUUCGCCCAUGUUGGAAGAACUGAAAAAUGACACCAAAGCCUCCUUCGCUUUCGAUGUUUCGUAUUUGCUAUUAAAGUACAACAAAAAGCACCAUAUUUAUAAAAACGGGUUGUGUGUAUUAAAUAAACAAUAAAGCUUU